AUGGAUAAUAGGAGGCCAGCAAGACCUGGUACAAGAGGGGAAGAAGAUCGGCAUGAGGUGGUGAGAAAGGGUUUCGAGCAGCUCGACAUAACCAAGAUUGGGAAGCGCGAUUCGAACAUGUCAGACACCGACUGGAACAAUCGCAAGAGAGAACUGCGAUUCCUUAAGGACCCGCUAGAGCUGGCUACUUUUGUCAAGAACGAGCUGGGCAAAGGGAGGGUCACGGAGAUGCUGCAGUUGACGCGCAUGGCGAGCCAUUCCAUGAUGUGCAUUGUGAGCUGGAACCACAUUAUCGAUCACUAUCUGGCAAACGAGAGGGUGAACGAUGCGCUGAAGGUGUACAAUGAGAUGAAGAAACGCGCGCAGUUCCCCGAUUCAUACACAUACACCAUCCUCUUGCGGGGGCUGUCGAUAAAUGCACACACGUCAGGCGUUCUGAGCAAAGCUCUCUCUGUAUACCACUCCCUGUCCGCACCGAAUGCGAGAGUCGAACCCUCGAUCAUCCACACGAAUGCUGCGCUACGAGUCUGCGCGAGAGCGAUGGACAUGGACGCGCUAUGGGGCAUAGCAGGGAAGAUGCCUGAGAAGGGACCCGGAGCGGCGAACGAGGUUACGUACAUCACCAUCAUCAACGCGAUCAGACAGAAUCUUUUGCUCGGCGCGCCAAAGGGCGAGACAGAAGAGGAAGCGGCGGCUAGGAAAGAUCGUGGUAUCGUGGAGGGGAGACGCAUGUGGGAGGACAUCAUCAGCAGGUGGAGGAACGUUGACCUGAUCAUCGACGAGGAGCUGGUAUGUGCUAUGGCGAGGCUGCUGCUCAUUGGGAGUCGUCCACGAGACUGGGACGACGUGCUCUCUCUGAUUGAGCAGACCAUGGACAUUGCACGUCUCGUUCCUCGACUCGGGACGCCGGCGCGACAAGAAGCUGGGUAUCCGCGUGUACGAGCACCCAACACACUAGAGCAGUAUCGUGUGGAUGAUGAUCAUCUUACGCCUACGAAAGGUCCGAUGCGCGGCGACGAGUUCCUUCCUGUGACACCUCAAGGUGUGGGGGCUGCGGUAUUCAACCCUCUCUCAUACGCUCAACCCGGCAACAACACGCUCUCUGUGGUUCAAGAGGCGUGUCAGAAGAUUGUUGCAAAUAAGGCUGCGCAAGAGUACUGGGACCUCCUAUGCGAUCCCACCACCUACAGCAUCCAGCCCGACUUCAACAACUUAAUGAUGCGUCUGCGCAAUCUGCGUCAAAAUCGAGCUUCUGCCGCCGCUCUUAAGCUUCUGCAAGAAGAUAUGGUCGACAAAGGCAUGCAACCCCGACCGGGCACAUUUAGGAUCGCAAUGAGCACCUGCGUCCGCGACAAAAACAACCACAAUUCGCUCAAAACCGCCAGCCAGAUCUUGCACUUGAUGUCGAGAGUCCUACCGGACAUGGACUCGAAGGCCGUAGGCAUGUACGCCGACCUUGCUCUCACGUUUCCGCUCGCCAAAGGCCAGGACCUCGUCGACGCACUCACGAACAUGUACCCCGUCGUCAAGAAUCUGCGCCUCCAGCUCGGUAUUGGCGGUGAGCGUUUCUCUGGGAGAGGCGUAGGCGCUACGUAUCUUACGGGCGCUGAACGUCAGGAUGCAAUCACAUGUCUGCGCAAGAUAUAUGCUCUAUACGAUAGACUCAUUUUCUCGAAUUUGAUCGUCGAGGAGCAGAAGAUGCCGUUUAAGGCAGAAAGCGCGAGGUUAUCGGCAUUCAUUCAAAGAGUCAUGUUUAAGGAUACGGGCAGGGAUUCGGAUGUAGUGAAGGAGACACUGGACAAGGAGGAAGGUGAGAUAAAUUCAGAUACUCAUCUCAAGGACGAGGGUGCGAAGGAUGAGGAUCGCGACCAGGGGAGAGGUGGUUGGAGGAAACAGAUGGCAAGACCGGAGGAGCAGAGAAGGCCGUGGUUUUCUGGCCUGGGGGCUGGGAAGUCUGAGCAGGGAGUGAGGGGCAUGUCUCGAAGAGACCCGGUUAGGUUUCAAUGA
Dothidotthia symphoricarpi CBS 119687 is the source of this 2007-nucleotide messenger RNA. Its product is annotated as pentatricopeptide repeat protein-like protein. The transcript has 2 exons. The coding region runs from base 1 to 2007 and encodes 668 amino acids. The record is from RefSeq and is a predicted model, not a curated record. NCBI's taxonomy places the organism in Eukaryota, Fungi, Ascomycota, Dothideomycetes, Pleosporales, Dothidotthiaceae. Gene Ontology annotation, molecular function: protein binding.